This is a messenger RNA of Marmota flaviventris (yellow-bellied marmot), 1839 nucleotides long. NCBI's taxonomy places the organism in Eukaryota, Metazoa, Chordata, Mammalia, Rodentia, Sciuridae. The record is from RefSeq and is a predicted model, not a curated record.
GACAAGGUCGGAGCUGCCGCCGCUGCCGCCACCGCAGCCCGCUCUCCGGCUAGCCGGAGCCUCUUUUCUGUACCCUCGGUCCCCGGCCGCGCGGAGCCGGGAUGCACUGCUCCUGCUGUGGGUCCUCAUCAUGGAGACCAAACGGGUGGAGAUUCCUGGCAGCGUCCUGGACGAUCUCUGCAGGUACUGCUGGUUCAGGGGUACUUAGCAAAAUCAGGCUGGGGAUUUCCAAAAGGAAAAGUAAAUAAAGAAGAAGCUCCUCAUGAUUGUGCUGCUAGAGAGGUCUUUGAAGAAACUGGUUUUGAUAUCAAAGACUAUAUUUGUAAGGAUGAUUACAUUGAACUUCGGAUCAAUGACCAACUUGCUCGUUUGUACAUCAUUCCAGGAAUUCCAAAAGACACUAAAUUUAACCCAAAAACCAGAAGAGAAAUUCGGAAUAUUGAGUGGUUCUCCAUUGAGAAAUUGCCCUGUCAUAGAAAUGAUAUGACGCCCAAAUCCAAACUUGGCUUGGCACCUAACAAAUUUUUUAUGGCCAUUCCCUUUAUCAGACCAUUAAGGGACUGGCUUUCUCGAAGAUUUGGGGAUUCCUCAGAUAGUGAUAAUGGAUUUUCCUCUGCUGGUAGCACACCCGCUAAACCCACUGUGGAAAAAUUGAGUCGAACCAAAUUCCGCCACAGUCAGCAGUUGUUUCCUGAAGGUUCUCCUGGCGACCAGUGGGUAAAACACAGACAGCCACUGCAGCAAAAGCCAUACAAUAGCCAUUCUGAAAUGUCUGACCUUUUAAAAGCAAAGAAUCAGAGUAUGAGGGGAAAUGGCAGAAAACAGUAUCAAGAUUCACCUAAUCAGAAGAAAAGAACAAACGGUGUCCAUAGCCAGCCACCAAAGCAGCAGAAUCCCUUGAUGAAAUGUGAAAAGAAACUGCAUCCACGAAAACUUCAGGAUAACUUUGAAACAGAUGCUGUAUAUGACCUGCCUUGUUCCAGUGAAGACCAGUUGCUAGAACAUGUUGAGGGACAGUCUGUGGCAUGUAAUGGACAUUGCAAGUUCCCCUUUUCAUCCAGAACUUUUUUGAGUUUCAAGUUUGACCAUAAUGCUAUAAUGAAAAUCUUGGACCUUUGAUAGCAACAGAUGUAUUAUAGAAGUCCCAAGAUCAGAGACCUGUUGUAUUUGAGCGGGUGUCUCCUCAAGCCUUACCUUUCUCAGGUGUUUUAAAGAAAUGCAGGGAGGCAGUGUUUCUGAAAGGAUUUUCUGUGCAGAAGAGUAGAAAGAAGCAUGAGUUUGCACUGUAAAUGCAGUUAUAAUCUUUUAAACAGUUUUACCUUUUCAGUGUUUGAAACAAGUGUAAUUUUUUUUUGGAGGGCAUUUUUUUUGUGUGUGUGUGUGACUGGGUCUUAUUUUUUCUGGUCAAGAAAAUAGUGUUUGAGAAAUCAAUUAGCCAAGGUAAUGGGAAUACUUCAUCUACCCAUUACAGUGAUUGCAAUAAUCGUUUACUUGUAUUGAAAUUUUUAAAAAGAAACUUAAAAUAUCCAAUUAUUAAAUGAACAUAAAAGCUGAAAUGUCUCAGAUGUUGAGAUUGCAAGCCAUCUGUCUUGGUGGCAUUUUAUUUCUCUGCUUCUGACCACUGAAGCUAAUUCUCCUUUGCUUAGAGUUUUGUUGAAAGGAGUUAUUCAGAGCCAACAUCUUUAAUAUAAUAUUCAUGUGCAAAAUGAACUCAUAGCACUUCAUAAGGAUAAAAUUGGCAGCUUGGAGGAGGGAUUCAGUUGAUGGGGAGUUGAUGCUGUAAUUUUGAGUUGUGCUGGGUACAUUCAAUAAACCUAUGAGUGCUGGAGCAGAAAGCAA